CGCUGCUAACGGAAAACCGACCACCGGAGGACCUGCGGAUCACAACAUAACGUUACUCCACAGAGAGGCUUUCCACAUCGCACAAUUUCUCGCUGAUUAAGAGGAGCAGUGAUACCAUGCGGGAGUCACAUGAACGACAAGAUGAGGCGUAAACAACCAGGAGAAAGCACAGAGUCUGCCUGCCACAGAGAGGGGGCCUGCUGCGUGUAAAGGCCCUGCACAGGCAGCCCCCUGUGUGCCCCCCUCUCCUCAACAUAUGCAAUGAACAGCACCACUGAGACCCCUGCCAUCAUAGAUGGAUACGUGUCUGUCAGCUACGUGUUGGUGCCAUUUCUCCUCAUCACUAUUAUUGGAAUAGUUGCAGCUGUGGUCAUGUAUAUUCGUAAGAAAAAGAGAAUCGACAGACUCCGUCAUCAGCUGUUGCCAGUUUAUACGUAUGAUCCAUCAGAAGAACUUAAUGAAGCGGAGCAGGAAAUGUUGUGGAGAGAAGAGGACACAAGGAUCGUACAAGGCUGGGCUAGAAGUUAUCAACAGCGCCGCCCUCUUCUGACCAAAGAUGUCAAUGCAUGAUGGAAGUAAACCGUGGCAAAGAACAUUUCCCGCGUGGACAUAACCCUCAGCCACAGAAAUCAGUCGUUUUUGAAGUCAUGCACAAGACGUUCUUUGUUUAUUUUUCUUUGCUACUGUUUGAUCCCUCCUGUUUCAUGUACAGACAAGAGUGACUGUUGAUUUCUGUAGUUCUGAAGCCAAUUCCGUGUGCCUAACAGACCUUCAAUCUAUUUAUUUAAAAUUAUUUAUUCAAACAUUUUUUUUACUGUGAUCUUCAGCAACUAAAAGUUAAAGAAGGUGGAAUCUUUCUAAAGAUAAAGGUUCCUGUAGGUUUACUCUGUUGUUUACAUGUAUUCACUGUUGUUGUGGGCGAUAUGUGGCAAGCUGUUCCUGUGGGUUGCAGUAGGCAUUCGCGCUGACUUUAAUUUAGGUGCAGUGUUCACAGUGUGGUAAGAGUACGAAUGUUCUGCCCUAGUUAAUAGAUUAUGUAAAGGUUGUUUGCAGUGCAUUAAAAACAAAUCUGGCUUUUUUGGUUAAAUGCUUUUAGUUUGUAAUCAAUGCAUUUGGUGACUUGAAACACUGCUUUUAAAUUUAAAGUUUCAUAUAUACAUAUAUAUAUAUAUAUAUAUAUAUAUAUAUAUAUAUAUAUAAGAGAUAGAUAUGAUAGAUUAGCUGUUAAAAAUGAGUUGAGUGAUUUUUAUUUCAGUUUCAAUUUGAGUCAAACAGUUGAACACACCCUUUUUGGUUCUAAUUUCCUCUCAGACUUUAACUAGCUGCCACACGAUCCGGAUCUUUUUGUGGUUUAGCUAAAUCCUAUGACUCUUAUCAAAGGCAUGAAAAGCCAGAUAUGGAAGUAAAUAACACCAACACCCUCUCAUCCCCAAAAUGAGCCGUGACUAGUGCCCUAAAUAUGUCCUGUCUACAAGGCAUGGCACCAGCACAGAUUUACCUCCAGCUGAAGAUGAAUGCCAUAGGUCUGACUGUAUCAAGCACUCAGGAAACUCGCUCUUUUUUCUUGAUGAAUUGUAAUCUUUCCUGGCCUUUCUUUGCCUUUGUGAAUGUAAACCAAAAACAAUAGAACUGUUAAACUGUUUUCGAAGGGGGAGCAUUUAUGAGUUGUGAACAUCCAAGUUUUGGACAGAUAAUGCCCUGACUCGAUCUGCAGGUUUUAUGCUUUUUCAAAGAUGUUUUCUGUUGCCAUAUCUGGACCUGAAAACCUGUUCGUCUGUGCUCCCCAGCCAUCGUUACAUCUGUUUGUUUACUAUGCAUCAUUGAAAAAUCAAUGAAGUAGGGUAGUCACAAUUUAUACUGUACAAAUAUCCAAUCAUGACAUAGAUUUGCACUGGUCAAACACGUGGUGAACUUUUCAUGGAAGGCUCUGAUCUCAGGUUGCGCAUGAAAAGUCAAAGAACUACUGAUGAACUGCUGACGUAAAUGUGAAUUUGUCAGCACUGUUAAACCUUCAGACUGUCAUACCAGUUUGCUACUUUGAGAGUGAUUUGAUUGAGGCUGUUGAUUAAAGACAUGGAUCAUAUAAAUAAAAUAAUGUAACUUUG
Molecule: messenger RNA, 2105 nt
Organism: Plectropomus leopardus (leopard coralgrouper)
Lineage: Eukaryota; Metazoa; Chordata; Actinopteri; Perciformes; Serranidae
Gene: smim29
Product: small integral membrane protein 29
Source: RefSeq, a predicted model, not a curated record